Messenger RNA from Scutellospora calospora, 448 nucleotides. Lineage: Eukaryota; Fungi; Glomeromycota; Glomeromycetes; Diversisporales; Gigasporaceae. The record is from the annotation of a GenBank genome assembly.
UAUGAUAUUAAGGUGCAUAGUUGGACUUUUUUAGAAGCUGGAGAGGCUAAGACAACUAUUAAUUCACAUUAUGCUCAAAAAUUACAAGGGUAUCAAAAAACCCAAGCUCAGUGGAAUAUCAAAUUGAACAAUUUUUCACCUGCUGUUAUUAAUAAAUCAAGAGAUAAGAUCGAACAACCCAAUCCAAACCCAGAUCCAACUAGAUUGUUGAUAUCAGAGAUCAAAAAAGAACUUGACCAAAGAAGUUUGGAAUAUAAUACUAAAGAAAAUAGAAGAAACUUGAUUAAUCUGUUAAAGAUGAAUGAUACAUACGAAUUAUAUAUAGUAGUUGAUAAUGAGGCUUUGAAAAAAAAUCAAAUAUAUAGAAAAAAAGAAGGAGGCAAAUGUAUAACAGAAACUGUAAAAGAAAUAUUAAAAAGCUUUUUUCAUGCUAAUAAUAAAGAUAAAA